GCUUGUCUGCUUCGGGCGGGCUAAAGGAAGGUUCAAGUGGAGCUCUCCUAACCGACGGGCGUCUGUGGAGGGGUGGCUUGGUCUGGUGUCGUCUCGAGGGUCCUGCCGGUUUAGUCGCUUUCAGGGUUCUCGAGCCCCUUCACGACCGUCACCAUGGAAGUGUCACCAUUGCAGCCUGUAAAUGAAAAUAUGCAAGUCAACAAAAUAAAGAAAAAUGAAGAUGCUAAGAAAAGACUGUCUAUUGAAAGAAUCUAUCAAAAGAAAACACAGUUGGAGCAUAUUUUGCUCCGCCCAGACACUUACAUUGGCUCUGUGGAAUUAGUGACCCAGCAAAUGUGGGUUUACGAUGAAGAUGUUGGCAUUAACUAUAGGGAAGUCACUUUUGUUCCUGGUUUGUACAAAAUCUUUGAUGAGAUUCUAGUUAAUGCUGCGGACAACAAACAAAGGGACCCAAAAAUGUCUUGUAUAAGAGUCACAAUCGAUCCGGAAAACAAUUUAAUUAGUAUAUGGAAUAAUGGAAAAGGUAUUCCUGUUGUUGAACACAAAGUUGAAAAGAUGUAUGUCCCAGCUCUCAUAUUUGGACAGCUCCUAACUUCUAGUAACUAUGAUGAUGAUGAAAAGAAAGUGACAGGUGGUCGAAAUGGCUACGGAGCCAAAUUGUGUAACAUAUUCAGUACCAAAUUUACUGUGGAAACAGCCUGUAGAGAAUACAAGAAAAUGUUCAAACAGACAUGGAUGGAUAAUAUGGGGAGAGCUGGUGAGAUGGAACUCAAGCCCUUUAAUGGAGAAGAUUAUACAUGUAUCACCUUUCAGCCCGAUUUGUCUAAGUUUAAAAUGCAAAGCCUAGACAAAGAUAUUGUUGCACUAAUGGUCAGAAGAGCAUAUGAUAUUGCUGGAUCCACCAAAGAUGUCAAAGUCUUUCUUAAUGGAAAUAAACUGCCAGUAAAAGGAUUUCGUAGUUAUGUGGACAUGUAUUUGAAGGACAAGUUGGAUGAAACUGGUAACCCACUGAAAGUAGUACAUGAACAAGUAAACCACAGGUGGGAAGUGUGUUUAACAAUGAGUGAAAAAGGCUUUCAGCAAAUUAGCUUUGUCAACAGCAUUGCUACUUCCAAGGGUGGCAGACAUGUUGAUUAUGUAGCUGAUCAGAUUGUGACUAAACUUGUUGAUGUUGUGAAGAAGAAGAACAAGGGUGGUGUUGCAGUAAAAGCGCAUCAGGUGAAAAAUCACAUGUGGAUAUUUGUAAAUGCCUUAAUUGAAAACCCAACCUUUGACUCUCAGACAAAAGAAAACAUGACUUUACAAGCCAAGAGCUUUGGAUCAACAUGCCAUUUAAGUGAAAAAUUUAUCAAAGCUGCAAUUGGCUGUGGUAUUGUAGAAAGCAUACUAAACUGGGUGAAGUUUAAGGCCCAAGUCCAGUUAAACAAGAAGUGUUCAGCUGUAAAACAUAACAGAAUCAAGGGAAUUCCCAAACUUGAUGAUGCCAAUGAUGCAGGGGGCCGAAACUCCACUGAGUGUACGCUUAUCCUUACUGAGGGAGACUCAGCGAAAACUUUGGCUGUUUCAGGCCUUGGUGUGGUCGGGAGAGACAGAUAUGGGGUUUUCCCUCUUAGAGGAAAAAUACUCAAUGUUCGAGAAGCUUCUCAUAAGCAGAUCAUGGAAAAUGCUGAGAUUAACAAUAUCAUCAAGAUUGUGGGUCUUCAGUACAAGAAAAACUAUGAAGAUGAAGAUUCAUUGAAGACUCUUCGUUAUGGGAAGAUAAUGAUUAUGACAGAUCAGGACCAAGAUGGUUCCCACAUCAAAGGCUUGCUGAUUAAUUUUAUCCAUCACAACUGGCCCUCUCUUCUGCGACAUCGUUUUCUGGAGGAAUUUAUUACCCCUAUUGUAAAGGUAUCUAAAAACAAGCAAGAAAUGGCAUUUUAUAGCCUUCCUGAAUUUGAAGAAUGGAAGAGUUCUACUCCAAAUCAUAAAAAAUGGAAAGUCAAGUAUUACAAAGGUUUGGGCACCAGCACAUCAAAGGAAGCUAAAGAAUACUUUGCAGAUAUGAAAAGACAUCGUAUCCAGUUCAAAUAUUGUGGUCCUGAAGAUGAUGCUGCUAUCAGCCUGGCCUUUAGCAAAAAACAGAUAGACGAUCGAAAGGAAUGGUUAACAAAUUUCAUGGAGGAUAGAAGACAACGAAAGUUACUUGGGCUUCCUGAGGAUUACUUGUAUGGACAGACUACCACAUAUCUGACAUAUAAUGACUUCAUCAACAAGGAACUUAUCCUGUUCUCAAAUUCUGAUAAUGAAAGAUCUAUUCCUUCUAUGGUGGAUGGUUUGAAACCAGGUCAGAGAAAGGUUUUGUUUACUUGCUUCAAACGGAAUGACAAGCGAGAGGUAAAGGUUGCCCAAUUAGCUGGAUCAGUCGCUGAAAUGUCUUCUUAUCAUCAUGGUGAGAUGUCACUAAUGAUGACCAUUAUCAAUUUGGCUCAGAAUUUUGUGGGUAGCAAUAAUCUGAACCUCUUGCAGCCCAUUGGUCAGUUUGGUACCAGGCUACAUGGUGGCAAGGAUUCUGCUAGUCCACGAUACAUCUUCACAAUGCUCAGCUCUUUGACUCGGUUGUUAUUUCCACCAAAAGAUGAUCACACAUUGAAGUUUUUAUAUGAUGACAACCAGCGUGUUGAGCCUGAAUGGUACAUUCCUAUUAUUCCCAUGGUGCUAAUAAAUGGUGCUGAAGGAAUCGGUACUGGGUGGUCCUGCAAAAUCCCCAACUUUGAUGUUCGUGAAGUUGUAAAUAACAUCAGGCGUUUGAUGGAUGGAGAAGAACCUUUGCCAAUGCUUCCAAGUUACAAGAACUUCAAGGGUACUAUUGAAGAACUGGCUCCAAAUCAAUAUGUGAUUAGUGGUGAAGUGGCUAUUCUUAAUUCCACAACCAUUGAAAUCUCAGAGCUUCCCAUCAGAACAUGGACCCAGACAUACAAAGAACAAGUUCUAGAGCCCAUGUUGAAUGGCACUGAGAAGACACCUCCUCUCAUAACCGACUAUAGGGAAUACCAUACAGAUACCACUGUGAAAUUUGUUGUGAAGAUGGCUGAAGAAAAACUGGCAGAGGCAGAGAGAGCUGGGCUACACAAAGUCUUCAAACUCCAAACUAGUCUCACAUGCAACUCUAUGGUGCUUUUUGACCACGUAGGCUGUUUAAAGAAAUAUGACACGGUGUUGGAUAUUCUAAGAGACUUCUUUGAACUCAGACUUAAAUAUUACGGAUUAAGAAAAGAAUGGCUCCUAGGAAUGCUUGGUGCUGAGUCUGCCAAACUGAAUAAUCAGGCUCGCUUUAUCUUAGAGAAAAUAGAUGGCAAAAUAAUCAUUGAAAAUAGGCCUAAGAAAGAAUUAAUUAAAGUUCUGAUUCAGAGGGGAUAUGAUUCAGAUCCUGUGAAGGCUUGGAAAGAAGCCCAGCAAAAGGUUCCAGAUGAAGAAGAAAACGAAGAGAGUGACAACGAAAAGGAAACUGAAAAGAGUGACUCCGUAACAGAUUCUGGACCAACCUUCAACUAUCUUCUUGAUAUGCCCCUUUGGUAUCUAACCAAGGAAAAGAAAGAUGAACUGUGUAGACUAAGAAAUGAAAAAGAACAAGAGCUGGACAUGUUAAAGAGAAAGAGUCCAUCAGAUUUGUGGAAAGAAGACUUGGCUGCAUUUAUUGAAGAAUUAGAGGCUGUUGAAGCCAAGGAAAAACAAGAUGAGCAAGUGGGACUUCCUGGGAAAGGGGGGAAAGCAAAGGGGAAAAAAGCACAAAUGGCUGAAGUUUUGCCUUCUCCAUCUGGUCAAAGAGUCAUUCCACGAAUAACUAUAGAAAUGAAAGCAGAUGCAGAAAAGAAAAGUAAAAAGAAAAUUAAGAAUGAAAAUACUGAAGGAAGCCCUCAAGAAGAUGGUAUGGAAUUAGAAGGCCUAAAACAAAGAUUAGAAAAGAAACAGAAAAGAGAACCAGGUACAAAGACAAAGAAACAAACCACAUUGCCAUUUAAACCAAUCAAAAAAGGAAAGAAGAGAAAUCCCUGGUCUGAUUCAGAAUCAGAUAGGAGCAGUGAUGAAAGUAAUUUCGAUGUCCCUCCACGAGAAACAGAGCCACGGAGAGCAGCAACAAAAACCAAAUUCACAGUGGAUUUGGAUUCAGAUGAAGAUUUCUCCGAUUUUGAUGAAAAAACUCAGGAUGAAGAUUUUGUCCCAUCAGAUGCUAGUCCACCUAAAACCAAAACUUCCCCAAAACUUAAUAACAAAGAACCGAAACCACAGAAAAGUGCCAUGCCAGACCUUGAAGGUGAUGAUGCUAAGGAUAGUGUACCACUGUCUUCAAGCCCUCCUGCUACACAUUUCCCAGAUGAAACUGAAAUUACAAACCCAGUUCCUAAAAAGAAUGUGACAGUGAAGAAGACAGCAGCAAAAAGUCAGUCUUCCACCACCACUACCGGUGCCAAAAAAAGAGCUGCCCCAAAAGGAACUAAAAAGGAUCCAGCCUUGAAUUCUGGUGUCUCUCAAAAGCCUGACCCUGCGAAAACCAAGAAUCGCCGCAAAAGGAAGCCAUCCAUUUCUGAUGAUUCUGACUCUAAUUUUGAGAAAAUUGUUUCUAAAGCAGUCACAAGCAAGAAAUCCAGGGGGGAGAGUGAUGACUUCCAUAUGGAUUUUGAUUCAGCUCUGGCUCCUCGGGCAAAAUCUGGACGGGCAAAGAAACCUAUAACGUACCUGGAAGAGUCAGAUGAAGAUGAUCUGUUUUAAAAUGUGAGGCAGUUAAAAAUUUUAAGUAGUUAUCUUAUUGAGCCUAAGACUGGUUUUAAAGUUACCUGAAGCUGUUAACUUCCUCCCCUUUGAAUUUAGCUUGGGGAAAGUGUUUUCAGUACAAGACCAUCAAAAUGAAGUGAGUAGAGCCCAAGUGUCCUUUAGCUUUUUUGUUUGUUUUGUUUUGUUUUUGAGAUGGAGUCUUACUCUGUCGCCCAGGCUGGCAUGCAGUGGCGUGAUCUUGGCUCAUGGCAACCUCC
Molecule: messenger RNA, 5009 nt
Organism: Cebus imitator (Panamanian white-faced capuchin)
Lineage: Eukaryota; Metazoa; Chordata; Mammalia; Primates; Cebidae
Gene: TOP2A
Product: DNA topoisomerase II alpha
Exons: 35
Coding region: 154-4749 (1531 amino acids)
Biological process (GO): resolution of meiotic recombination intermediates; sister chromatid segregation; DNA topological change
Cellular component (GO): nucleus
Molecular function (GO): ATP binding; DNA binding; DNA topoisomerase type II (double strand cut, ATP-hydrolyzing) activity
Source: RefSeq, a predicted model, not a curated record